AUGGAAGGCGAAUCUUACCACAAUACGACCACUGUCAAUGGCACCCCAGUAAGUCACCAGCCUUUGGAACGCCAUGGGCUGUGGGAAGUCAUCACCAUUGCGGCUGUGACCGCUGUGGUAAGCCUGAUCACCAUCGUGGGCAACGUCUUAGUCAUGAUCUCCUUCAAAGUCAAUAGUCAGCUGAAGACGGUUAACAACUAUUACCUGCUCAGCUUAGCCUGUGCAGAUCUCAUCAUUGGGAUCUUCUCCAUGAACCUCUACACUACCUACAUCCUCAUGGGACGCUGGGUGCUCGGGAGUCUGGCUUGUGACCUCUGGCUCGCCCUGGACUACGUGGCUAGCAAUGCUUCCGUCAUGAACCUUCUGGUGAUCAGUUUUGACCGUUACUUUUCUAUCACAAGACCUCUGACCUAUCGGGCCAAGCGUACCCCAAAAAGGGCUGGCAUCAUGAUUGGCUUGGCCUGGCUGAUCUCCUUCAUCCUUUGGGCCCCAGCGAUCCUCUGCUGGCAGUACCUGGUUGGGGAGCGGACGGUACCACCAGAUGAGUGCCAGAUCCAGUUUCUGUCCGAGCCCACCAUCACUUUCGGCACUGCCAUCGCUGCCUUCUACAUCCCUGUUUCUGUCAUGACGAUCCUCUACUGCCGGAUCUACCGGGAAACGGAGAAGCGGACCAAGGACCUGGCUGACCUCCAGGGCUCUGACUCCAUGGCCGAAGCAGAGCCAAGAAAGCCGGCUCAUAAGGCUCUGCUGACGUCCUGCUUUAGCUGCCCUCGACCCACACUGGCCCAGAGGGAAAGGAACCAAGCCUCCUGGUCAUCCUCCCGCAGGAGCACCUCCACCCCUGGGAAGCCAUCCCAAGCCACUGGCCCAAGCACCGAGUGGGCCCAAGCCGAGCAGCUCACCACCUGUAACAGCUACCCGUCCUCGGAGGAUGAGGACAAGCCCGCCACGGACCCUGUCUUCCAAGUAGUCUACAAGAGUCAGGCCAAGGAAAGCCCGAGGGAAGAAUUCAGUGCCGAAGAGACCAAGGACACGUUUGUGAAAGCUCAAGCUGAAAAAAACGACUGGGACACCCAAAAAUACUUCUUGUCCCCAGGUGCUGCCCAUAGACCCAAGAGUCAGAAAUGUGUGGCCUAUAAGUUUCGACUGGUGGUGAAAGCUGAUGGGACCCAGGAGACCAACAAUGGCUGUCGCAAGGUGAAAAUCAUGCCCUGCUCCUUCCCAGUGUCCAAGGACCCUUCGACGAAAGGCCUGGAUCCCAACCUCAGCCAUCAAAUGACCAAACGAAAGAGAAUGGUCCUCGUCAAGGAGAGGAAGGCAGCCCAGACCUUGAGUGCCAUUCUCCUGGCCUUCAUCAUCACCUGGACCCCUUAUAACAUCAUGGUCCUGGUUUCCACCUUCUGUGACAAGUGUGUCCCAGUCACCCUGUGGCACUUGGGUUACUGGUUGUGCUAUGUCAACAGCACCAUCAACCCCAUUUGCUAUGCCCUCUGCAACAGAACCUUCAGGAAGACCUUUAAGAUGCUGCUCCUCUGCCGAUGGAAAAAGAAAAAAGUAGAGGAGAAGUUGUACUGGCAGGGGAACAGCAAGCUCCCCUGA
Neomonachus schauinslandi (Hawaiian monk seal) is the source of this 1599-nucleotide messenger RNA. It is a transcript of the gene CHRM5, whose product is annotated as cholinergic receptor muscarinic 5. The coding region runs from base 1 to 1599 and encodes 532 amino acids. The transcript has a single exon. The record is from RefSeq and is a predicted model, not a curated record. Gene Ontology annotation, biological process: chemical synaptic transmission; adenylate cyclase-inhibiting G protein-coupled acetylcholine receptor signaling pathway; gastric acid secretion. NCBI's taxonomy places the organism in Eukaryota, Metazoa, Chordata, Mammalia, Carnivora, Phocidae. Gene Ontology annotation, cellular component: synapse; plasma membrane; dendrite. Gene Ontology annotation, molecular function: G protein-coupled acetylcholine receptor activity; G protein-coupled serotonin receptor activity.